UCUCAUUUCUGCCAAGACCCACCUACGCGCCACUUCUUUUCUGUUCGGAUUUCAAACAAUUUCACAAGUGAAAGAGCACUUUACAUGGGGACUGCUACGUUUGUUUUAAUAUCACCCUAGGAACAUAGUGAUAGACCCAGAGUGAAGGAAGCAGCAAAAUCUACAUAUACCUCUUCAGAGAUGGAUGUGGGAAUAUUGGAGAUCCCGGCAGAACUGUCGGCCAGAUUACGCAGUGCAGCAGGGCGUCCUCAAGGAUCAGGGGUGACUGAAGUAGCUCUACCAAAGGUCAAAGCAGAACACAACCUCUCAUUGCCUCAAGACAUUGACAGACACCCUUUCUCCCAAUAUGCCAACACAGUCCUGAAGGACGGAUGGUGCCAACAGCAGGGUUACCCACUUCAGAAGUCUUUGACAUCUCUGGACCCUGAUGAUACCCGUACAGCUCUAGAAAUCUAUAAACUGAUCCUGCGUUUCACAGGCGACUCAGAUCUGAUUGGCUGGCAAGAGCAGAUGUUGGGGAACUACAUUGUGGAGAAGAGCCAAAUUCGGCCAAGCAUAAGAGAUGAGAUUCUAUCCCAACUGGUCUACCUCACUUGGGACGGGGAUAAGGAGCAGAGUGUCCUGCGGGGCUGGUUGCUCCUGGCCUGCUGUCUGAGUGCCUUCACACCAUCUCCUGCCCUGGAGAAACCCUUGCUCAAGUAUGUGUCUGACCGGGGUCCAGGGGAGUACCGCUCCCUGUGCCAGCACAAGCUCCUCACAUCCCUCCAGCUCCCCUCUCCUGCCUGCAGGCAGCACCCUCCGAGUCAACUUGAGUGGACAGCCAAUCAGAGAAAGGGAAAGAUGGUGGUGGAGGUCAACACUUUCAUUGAGGAAAAGUUAACUGUGGAGGUGGAGUCUUGGACCACUGGGGAACAACUGGCUUCUUGGCUUCUUAGCAACAGAGGUCUGACUGAAGCUACACAGGGUUGGUCUGUGUCUCUGUUGGCUGGGGAGAGCUGGACUGACCUGGCAGGCUGCGACUUUGUCAUGGAUCUCCUGGCUGGAGUGGAGGCUGAUGUGCCCCUGGGUCACCCACCUGCUCAAACAGAUUACCUGUUUAGUGACACAAGCGACAGGAUGGCGACCACAGACCUGGACGACUUUAUACCACCUGCUCCCCUUAUGCAGGCCCCUGGUCUCCCCUCCUUUGAAGCAUCUCCAUGGGACACCUAUCAACCCUCUUCCACAUCCCAGGGAUCUCGUGGUCGGCAGAUGGAUGCUUAUGUUGAUGAUCUCUUUGAUCCUGUGUUUGAUCAUGGUCCUCCGGACUUUGAACGGAUGGCAAUGCUGAAUCGCAGAAUGAGAGGAGGAGGAGGUAUGAUGCCCAGCAUGUACACCGGAGCAGGAAUGCCAAUGAAUCCUGCUAUGGCUGGCUAUGCUCCAAUGAUGCCAAACAUGAUGCAAGCUACCAUGCCUAUGAUGCAGCCCAUGCCACCUAUGAUGAUGCCACAAGCCAUGCCACAAGCCAUGCCUGCUGCUGCACCGGCUAUCAAUACACAGCAAAUGGCUUCUCAGCAGCAGGCCUUUAUCAAUCAACAGGCUCAGCUUCUUGCUCAGCAGAUGACCAUGCAGGCAAUGACACUGUCCCAGAAGCAACAGCAGGAAGAGAUGCGAAAACGUGAGAAGGAGUCACAGAGAAAUGUACCACGCCAUCGACAGCGCUCUCCUCCACGUGAACGUUCACCUUCACGCUCCCGCUCACCCUCACCCAAACCCCGAAGCCGCCCCCAAGCAGAAAGAGCCAUCCCUCAGACUGCGAAAAAAGCCCCAGAGCCGCCUCCAAAGCCCCGUAGCCCUGAGCCUAUAACAGAUGUGGAUCUUAAGGCCCCGGAAGAUCAAGGGUCCUUUCAAGAGAAGAGGAAUUUUUUUCAAAAGAUUGGUACGUCAGAAGCCCGCCCAAAACCUGCGCCAAAGGUUGCUAAGCCACUGAUAUACGCCACUCCACCGCUGUCCCAACCCAAAUCACCUCCAGUAAAGACAGAAGUGAAACCAUUCCCAGAACCUCCUAAACAUCAAGAACCUGAACCAGAAUCUCCAGAACCCACAUCUCCUAAACCAGAACCUACCAGCAACAUUAGAGAGAUCAUUAAGCUGUACCAGAAUCGGCCCACUCCAGAACCUAAAGCCUUUGAGCCUGUCAGGGUUCCAGCCAAGCACUUUGUAAAGAAAAAUGACCCCAAAGAAGAGGCACUGGCCAUUCUUAAAGCUCAGGGACCUGUCACUAAAGAGAAGAAACAGUGGAAAGAGAUGCCUCCUCCGGCCCCUGAGUCCCAUGGCCGUCGCACUAUCUCCAGUGAAAUGAAACAGAAGCAGCGUUCACUAGCUGAUCUCUUCGGCUCGCAGCGCUCACAGGCUCUGCCUCGAGUUCUUGACCCCAUCCCUCCUCCACCUCCCCAAAUCCCUGACCCGCCACCGAUGCCUGCACCUGAACUUAAUCAGUUCAGCCAGAUGGCCGAGGAGGAGAGUGUUCGUUCCCAAUUGCACAGAUUCUCUGCCAGCGUCUACUUCUCCUACCCCAGUAUGCCUGCCAAACUCUUCCUGCGCAAGGAGCUAUUUUAUCCCAGAGAAAAAUUCAACAACCUAUACAUCCUUAAUUUACUCUGCGAGCAGAUCAUGCGAGACACUUACUCGGAUUCUUGUCUGAGGAUUUCACGUGAGGAGCGGCGUAAAAUGAAAGACCUGUUGGCGAGCUUCCAUAUCAGAACCAAUAUCAGUUCUCUAGAUGAUGAUGCAAUGAAGAAAAGAAUUGUCAUGGCAGCAAGAGACAACUGGACCAAUUACUUUUCACGUCUCUUUAAUGUGAAGCUGGGAAAUGGAGAUGCACAGGUUCUGGGAGUGUCUCAUCGAGGAAUCAGACUGCUAAAGGUGGCCAGAGCUUCAGGCAUAAAUCCCAAACACCUCAAACUGCUCCACAGCUACAGUUACUCACAGAUGUUGUCGGUACAGCAGAAAGAGGCUGGAAAAGUUGUGAUCACUAUAAGUAAUGAAGAAUUGGAACUUCACUCCCAAAAGGCUUCACAGAUCGCUGCUGUGAUUCGUCUCUUCCUCAUGGAGCUGAUUAAGAACUCAGACUAUGUGAUCGCUGUGAAGAGCUAUGUAACAGAUGACAGGAGCUUGCUGAGCUUUCGCAGAGGCGAUGUCAUCAAACUGUUAAACAUGGAUGGACUCAAUGAUGGAUGGAUGUUUGGUUCCAGUGGGGGCCGUUCUGGACUCUUCCCGUUGGACGUCACUCAGCCUUGUGCCCCACCAGACUACCACAGCAACAACAUGGAGCGGCAGCUUGAACGAAAAAAGAGUAUGAGACUCACCGUCUCUUCCAAUGGCCCCGUCACCAACAUUCCUGUUAAUGGCACUGUGACCAAUGUACCUGCCAAUGGCUCCCUCUCCAACAUCCCUGUUGCCCGCUCCGUGGCUGCCAGCAGUGAAUACAGUGUGGAGGUGGCAUCCAUCCACAGAUCUGAAUCAGAACGUCAGCAUUAUAUCAUGGCUGAGUUUGCUAGGAAGUUCUUCGCCGAUUCUAUCACCAGACCAAACAUGAAAGACAAAAAUCUAAAUGAGAUGGUGGGAUUCACUCCAAAUCCCAUUCAGGAAUCGCUAAUCCAUUUCUCAGAUAAUGAUCUCAAUCGUCUGGGUUCUCAAAACUUCAUGUUUAUUAUGCAGUUUAUGUUGGAUCAGCCUAUGAAGAAAAAUCAGACAGAGAGUGACUGUGUGAACUUCAUUUUGCAGCUGGGAAAAGAGAAGGAGUUCCUCAGGGAUGAGAUCUACUGUCAGGUCAUCAAGCAGACCACCAAACACCCAGUCAACGAGAACUGCUCCCGUGGCUGGCGUUUGUUCAGUCUGGUGACUGGAUUCUUCCCCUGUUCCAACACUCUCCUUUCGUAUUGCACCCGCCACCUGGAGAACAUCAUUCAGGAUGCCAACCACCCGUUUCAAGAACUGGCAAAUGUGUGUGCAUUGAAUCUCAGACGAUCACUCAGUUUUGGAGGACGCAGGCACAUCCCUUCACAUUCAGAGAUGGAGGCCAUUUUGGCUAUGAGGAGCUGUCGUCGGCUGCCCAUCGCGCUGCCUGAUGGAACCGAAUUUCCCUGCAAGAUUCACAGCUUUAGUGUUGCAUUUGAGGUGUUACAAGAGUUUUGCGCUGAGAUGGCUGUCAUAAAUACAGCAGAAGUGAAGGAAUUUUCCAUCUAUGCUACUAAAAAAGGGGAUGAUGUGUCACGCCCAAUUCACUCUGAUGAGUAUCUAUUUGACUUCCUGCUGGAUGAUGGCUCGAUCUCCCUCUCCUUUCGUCGCAUAAUAUGGAAACAGCCACUCCAGUUCAGCAAUGAUCUUUACCUGGGGUUCCACUAUCAGCUGUUUGUGACCAAUUACCUGCAAGGGAGGGUGUUGCUGCCCAUGAACAGCUCUACAAUCUAUCAGCUGGUGGCAGAGUUGACCGCUCUCCAACACCUUGCGCAUGGACUGACUGAUCUACCAUCCAACUCUGAGGUAAAGCAGUACCUUCCCCGGAAGGAUGGGCUCAACUCCAGCGAUGAAAGGCUUCUUGCUACAAUACGGGCACAGUUUUCUACCUUAGGCCCCCUCAGCCCUCUUGAUGCUAAAGCCCGCUUUAUCAAAACUGUCAGUUCGCUACCUUUCUAUGGAUUUGAUAUAUUCACUGCUCAGAAAGUAAGUCAUCACAGCUGCCCCUCUCCUUCGCUGAUCGCUGUCAACCAUGAAGUUAUCACGAUCAUUGAUCCCAAAUCACAGAACGCAUGUUUGACAGUGUCUCUAGAGGAUGUGCAGUCCUUGCGCUCAAUCCGUCCCAAAAAAGACAAGCUGCAAUCAGUUGAGAUCAUAUUUAGUGGCCAAACUCAACCUAGGACUCUCAGCUUCAAUCUAAAGCAGGCAAAAGAACUAUGCCAUACCAUUGCUGUGAUUAUAGAAGAGGUGGUGAAACCCUCCUACAGCAGCAUGUCCAGUCGGGCUGGGACCCCAUUUUAAACAACCGACAAAUGCAAACGUCACCUAAUAUCCCAUGACUUACCCUGAGUUCAAAUAUGUCUCCUGCCAUAUAUUAUUAUAGACAUUAUAUUUCAUAAAUAUGUAGAAAAGUUUACAUAAGAUCAAAGCAAAUUCUUACCAAGUGUUUAAUUAAUUAUAUUCAGGGUAAUCAACAAGGGAUCUGUAAAAAUACUAGGGGUUUGCAGCGAUGUAAACAGCAUAAAUACAUUUUUUGGAAUGAAAAUUAAUAAUUUGGUAAGCAUUAUUUAAUGUAGUAAUUUUUUUAUUUUAUUUUUUGUAUUAAAAUUUUUUUUUAAUUUGGUAAUCUUAGAAUGUAUACCACCAAAUGAUUUGUGAUUAUAUUUAUUAUAACCUGUCUGACCUGUUUUGUAUAUGUGUUAAAAUUAUGUUUAAUUAUUAACGUCCAAUUAAAAUAAAAUGUUUUAGUGAGUAUAGAAAUGUAUCUA
Messenger RNA from Pimephales promelas (fathead minnow), 5486 nucleotides. The record is from RefSeq and is a predicted model, not a curated record. Lineage: Eukaryota; Metazoa; Chordata; Actinopteri; Cypriniformes; Leuciscidae.